Molecule: messenger RNA, 5820 nt
Organism: Ictalurus furcatus (blue catfish)
Lineage: Eukaryota; Metazoa; Chordata; Actinopteri; Siluriformes; Ictaluridae
Product: solute carrier family 35 member F5-like
Exons: 16
Coding region: 650-2053 (467 amino acids)
Biological process (GO): regulation of peptide transport
Source: RefSeq, a predicted model, not a curated record
AAGACAUUAGGACAACUGUAGUGUGCGUUUAUAGAGUUUUAUUUUUAAUUAAUUAAUUAAUUAAUUUUUUUUUUAUUUUAUUUAUUCUUUCAGGACCAAUGACGUUGUGUAGACACCCGGAAAUAUUGAAUUGGAGAUCAGUGAUGUCGGUGCUGUGACCCAGUGAAUUAUUAUAAUGACUAAAUAGUGGAAAAUAGUUUAUAAAAUUACACAUAUUCCUUUCAUUAAAGUGGUAAUGAAGGAAGUAACAGAAAAAUAUUUUCUAAAGAAAAGAAAAAGACUGAAAGAAAGGCUUCGUUUAGAUGCAUUCUUGGAAAUGUAGUUCUCCACGUCUACCAUUAGCAUAUAGGUAAUUGAAGUCUGCCAGUAAUAAAACUACAAAUCCCAUCAUAUUUGAAGUUCAAUGCCAGACGAGAUAAGUGAAGUCAUGAGCAGCAGCAGACUACCCAAAAGUCAUGUAAAUAUUUACAGCACCAGUUGAGUUGUUAUCUUUUGUAACUGACAAAAAAAAAAAAAUUAAAUUCAUUCUGCUACAUUUCCCGAAGACGAAGGUUUCAGAACCAGACUGCAUGUAGCAACUGUGUGAUGCACUCUUGGUGCUGCAUCGUGGAGAGAGAGAGGCUGGCAGAGACCGGCGUGUCCAUUUCUAAUGCGCCCAGCACGGAUGAGUUGGGGACUAUGUGGUGCCCAGAAGAGGAGGUUGGUGCUGGGGGUCAUUGUCCUGUUGCUUGUGGACGUAAUCUGGGUUGCUUCAUCCGAACUCACUGUAUAUGUGUUUGUGCAGCAGCAAUACAGCAAGCCCUUUUUCAGCACGUUUGUGAAGACCUCCAUGUUCAUACUGUACCUGCUGGGCUUCCUGUUCUGGAAACCAUGGAGACAGCAAUGUGCAACCCAACAGCAGAGUGGCAUAUCCAUUUCUGAUGCUGACUCACUUGUGACUGCUGCUGGCACUGAAAACAGCUUUAAUAAUUCCCUAAGUGAGCCUCUGUAUGUGCCAGUGAAGUUUCAGGAUGUUGCUGAUAUCACUGUCAGUCGAGAGGCUAAGACUCCUGUGAGGAAGCAGCGUGUGAGGUUCAGUAAUGUGAUGGAGGUACGUGAACUUCCUCACUCUCAGGCUUUAGAAGCCAAACUGUCUCGCAUGUCUCAUGCAGCCACCUCACUCAGGAUUAUGGGAAAACUUGGCAUCAGUGCUGUGGCCAAAAUCAGCUUCUUCUUCUGUUUUGUGUGGUUCCUGGCUAAUCUGGCCUAUCAGGAGGCUCUGACAGACACGCAGGUGGCCAUCGUAAACAUUCUGUCCUCCACCUCAGGCCUCUUCACUUUGAUCUUGGCCUCCAUAUUUCCCAGCAAUAGCAAUGAUCGUUUCACACUUUCCAAACUGCUUGCUGUUAUUCUCAGCAUGGUGGGAGUGGCUGUGGUCAGUUUCUCAGGGAUGGAUAGUUCUGGUGGAAAAGGCACUAUUGGCUAUCUCUGGUCACUGCUGAGUGCUCUCCUAUACGCAGUCUACAUCGUUAUGCUAAAGAGAAAUGUUGAUCGAGAGGAAAAACUUGAUAUCCCAAUGUUCUUCGGCUUUGUGGGCUUGUUUAGCCUGCUGCUGUUAUGGCCUGGCUUCGUGCUGCUGCAUUACUCUGGGUUGGAGCUGUUCGAGAUGCCUAAUCAGAUGGUAAUCUUCUACAUCCUCAUCAACGGCCUGAUAGGGACUGUGCUCUCUGAGUUCCUCUGGUUAUGGGGCUGUUUUCUCACUUCAUCUCUCAUUGGGACACUGGCUCUGAGCUUAACAAUUCCACUGUCCAUCGUGACUGAUAUAUGCUUGCAGAAGACGAGUUUCUCUUGGUUAUUCUUUGCUGGAGCAGUUCCAGUUUUUCUCUCCUUCUUCCUGACUGCACUCCUGAGCCACUACAAUAACUGGGACCCGGCGAUGGUGGCACUGCGGAGAGUUUUCUCCUUUAUCUGCCGCAAACACAGGAUUCACAGAUUAGCAGAGGACAGUGAGCAGUGUGAGAGUCUCAUCCCUUUACAGAGCUCUGCCCUCGAUAACAGGGGUUUUUGCUCUUGAUUAACAUUUUAAGAGGAACCGAGAAGCAGAAAAUGACAAUCUGAAACCUGCCAUUGUGGCUCGUGUCACUUCCUCCUCUUCCCCACAUAUAUUGAAGACCCUGUGAUUGACCAUUCUUAAUCCUCAUUUUGUUGGCUGUGAUAUCUCAGGGCCAGAAAACCACACCCAGGCAAGCAGCUUUCAUCGGCCGUGAUGGAUGAUCCAGACAUACUGACUGACUUUCCAAUCACAGUAUCACAAACUGAGCCCUUUCCAAGAAAAAUGAGAUUGUGAUAAGCAGAGUCUGAGAUGUUGUACUAACACAUGUUGUGUGUGUGUGUGUGUGUGUGUUCAUCAGUAUAUCACAAUAUGUCUGAUUUGUGUUAUUAAAUUAAUACAGGCUAUACACACUUCAUAGUUAUUGUUAAGCAGAUUGAUAUACAUGCAGAUUUGCUGCUUUCAAAUCACCAUUUCUCCCUUGAAGUACAAAUAGCCUAUUAUCUUUUUAAUCUUUGUACUAUAGAUAGUGUCUAGAUGUCAAGGUCCUAGUAAAACCUGCAUGUUAUAUUUCACCAUUGAAACGAGACACUAAAACCAUGUAACAUGGUAAUUAAUAUUUUGCGUAUAUGACUUACCAUUACCAUGUAAUUUAAUAGAUUGUGUGUAUUUGGUAUGAAUUACCAAAUACAAUCUAAAUCCAAGUAAACACUAUUGAGCACGUGUCCAGUGUUUUCUCCUGUAUUUCUUUUCUUUUGCACAGGGGAAACCCCUGUUCUGUCCUUCUCGUUGAGCAACGUUGUGUUCUGAAUUUACACAGACCACAACGUAAUUACAAUUGCAGAAAAAUUGUUUUGCACAGUCUUUCAGCUGCACUCAUGUUUGACGCAUGUGAAUCAAAGAGGGCUUUGGUUGAAUGACCAUUGUGAUGAUGUCACAUGACGUGUCUUGGCCCAAAUCUGCGGAAAAUCCGCUGUAAUUUGGAAAAAUUGCAAGCGUCUCUGAAUAUUACUGCGAUCACAAAAAUCCUGGGGGGACUGAUUGUAGCGUCGGUUCUUUCGCCAGUUUUGGAGAAAUCAGACUGGCUCAUUGGUAAGUAGUGUAGGAGUUGGUGUGUUGUUAACUCCCCAGGUCAUCACUUUAAAAGAAUACUUCAGCGUUUUUCAAAAUGUGUUCACAAAGACUAUGUGGACACACAAUUCUGAUCGUUUCAAAUCAGAUCUGAACCACUUUCGUCUGUGAUCCAAUCUCAUUUGUGGAACUGCGACAUGAAAGAGAACGCUCAGAUCAGAAUUCAUGAGCUGUUUCCCAAAACACAUGCAAAUAUCAUAAAUGUUUACAGUGCAGCAAUACAACAACGGAGGACAGCAACAGCACAGACUUUAUUCAGUGGAUGGAUGGGGAAAUUGGAUGGGACCUACUGAAUCUGUAGUGUUUAGAACAAUUGCCCAAGAAGUCUUGGUGUGUAUGCGGGGUGUUUCGAGAGACAGGUGCAUUUACAUAAGAGACAGAUAUGAGUUGCUUGCGUUUACAAAUAUGAACAAUAAGAGAAACGGAGCCGAUUUGAGCCGAAAUUGGAAUUAAAGCUUUUAGUGUGAAAGUAGCCAAAGGCAGAGAGGUUUCAAAAUGUUUCACAGCACAGUAAAUACAUUUAAUUGAAACUCCGUUAUAAUGGAAGUCUAAGGCCAGUGGUCGACGCAGGCAACUAUAUAACAAAUUCAAAACUACAGCCGUUACACUCUAAUAAUGAAGGUCGUUAUUUACUCUAAUUUCUAACUUUCCAAUGCUGGAGCAACACAGUUCAAAUAUAUUCUGGUUAUUUACACUUUCUGAACAUAUUUGUGGUAUCCAUGCAUAAUUGGAGGUCCCGUCUCUGAAAAGACAAAUUAUACACGUUAAAGUUGUUUGAUUUAUAAAUACCUCUGAAUAAAAAAUGAAAACAUUCUACAAGAAAAGCAUUUGGUUCACAUAAACAUUUACUGUUAACCCAGCCACUGCCCUUAGACUUCCAUUGUGAGUUUAGCAUAAACAGGCUUUCUAUACUUCUCCCACUGAAGGGAAAGGACUUAAAAUUCGUAUCUGUGGUAAUCCAUAUGAUACACAUAUGGUAGAUAGAGAUUAAGGUUGAAAAUCGCUAGAGUUUACAUUUGAGAAUGUGGGUAGGAUCUUAUUACUCUGACCAAAAGAGAUCAAGAAUAAAAUUUCAGAAGAAAAGACACAGAUGGAAAAAAAAAAUAGAUUUUACUGAAUUAUUAAGCCUUUAACCAUCCAGGACCAUAACUCCAUACCUUUUUUCCUAUUAGUCUCACUGUAUUUACUGAAUAAUUUGUAAGAGUUGCUCAAUAAUAUAACUGAAAAUUUGUGUGGCACUUGAAAUGAAAGGAAAUCAGCCACCCUCUCAAUUAUUCAAAUAAAUUAUUCUGAUCAUCUUUUAUGCUAAUCUGUUGGCUGUAUUUUGCAUUGAAUCAGUGAAAACAAAUAAAACUGGAUGUGCCCUGUAGAUGUGCUUGGAACAGAAACCCUGGAUGUUUCUGCUGACACAGCUUCUGGGAGGAAGCCCAAAAGCCCUUGGCUCAUAAUAAUGCAGGGAAAAAAUCGGAGACUAACACAAAGCUCCCAUCGCUCUGCCACAGAUUUGGACAGAUCCUAGCUCACAGUGUGUCAGUACAGCCUGUGCAGUGGCUUAUCUCUGUUUUUAUAGUACUUUUGUAUGAGACUUAGUGUUCAACACUGAGCCCUUAUGCUAGCAGACAUAAUGUAGAUGGCUUUACAAGCUGUGUACUUACUGAGCUGUUUAUAACAGCAUUGUAGAUACCGUUAUUCAGUUAUUACCUUUAAUAUAUAACCGUAAUUUUACUAAAGACAAUUUUAUGUUGUUGUUUUUUUUUUAAAAACAAACAAACAAACAAAAAAAACACUGGUGGUGAACAUAAUAGUGCUGUGAUUCACAGCUUUUAGUGAACGAACUAUCUUGAAAUUUGAGUAUUGCAUGUAUUACAUAAUCCUCAACAUUGCAGUCUGACAGAAGUCAUGCAAUAGGGAUAUUUUAUAGGAUUGGGGGAUGAAGAAAAUAAGCCGCUACAGUUACAACAUGGCCUCUGUGCUCACUGUUCAGCCUGCAUAAACAUUUUUAGUUCAAUAUAUGUAAUCAAGGAAUAAGUAAGGAAUAAAAAUAAUGGGGGUGUGCUGUUAUAGGAACAUAAUCUGACUGACUAAUUUGAGUAUUUUCCAAUAACAGCAUAUUCCAGAGUGGCGGCUAUGGCUCAGGUGGAAAAGCGGGUUGUCCACUAAUCGUAGGGUUAGUGGUUCGAUUCCCGGCCCUCGUGCCUCCGCGUGCAGAAGUGUCCCCAAGUUGCUCCUGAUGGCAAGUUAGCGCCUUGCAUGGCAGCUCUGCUACCAUUGGUGUGUGUGUGUGUGUGUGAGAAUGGGUGAAUGAGACAAAGUGUAAAGUGCUUUGGAUAAAAGCGCUAUAUAAGUGCAGACCAUUUACCAUUUUAUUCCUUUUUUUCCACAGCAAUUUGACAAUUUGACUAGUUACCAAUUUUUUUUAUUUAUCAAAGGCCAUACUGUACAUUUUAUCUUUUUAUAAUAACAUUUAAUCUUGUUAAAUCUUGAAAGGCAUGCCUGUCAAACAAGUUAGUUCCUGUUCACUUACAGUCGUGUUUAAACAGUUGUUCCCUUAACGGCCUCUCUUUUUAUUCUCUUUCUUAAAGUUAAUAAGGCAAAUAUACCUCAAAGUGCAAUUUCUCCAUCCUGAAGACUCUCCUGUGUUGAAAACUUCAAGGUACAGC